AUGACCAAUGAUAUCGAACGAGGCUACUCUGAGACGACAGUCAGGCCGACAUUUGCCUUGUCGGUUCUGACAUGGGCUUCUUCUUGGCGGGUUCUAGGAGCUUUCAGCCUGAAAUCUCAGCGCUAUGAAGCAUCGGGCUUGGGGAUCCAUACCGAAAGAGUUACAAUCGAAGAACGUCGAAAAGGAUACCCCCGAUUCUCAGCUUUGAUGGCCGGACAUAGCUCAUUUCAGAUAUACAGACGCUUCUCAGAUCUUCGAACGCGUCUCUUGCUUCUCGCUCAAGAUGAGAUAGCUGAGCUUGAAGAACAAUUAAACCACAUAGACAAGACAGAAAAGAGUCCUCUGUUCUUGGCAUCUCGCCGUGACGACAGAAACUCAGACCGAUCUGUGGUCACCACCAAACUACGUUCUGCUCUUUCAGCCUACGACCAGCUUCUGGAUGGAACUCAGCGGUCCCUGAAAUAUGAGUCACCUCAUGAGAAGUACGUUUCCAGUCUUCAACGGUGGCUAUCCGGGAAUAGCUGUAUUGCCAGAGUUGAAACAAGGUUCCUCAAGAACAGUGACGAUUUACUAUCUUUAUGCCCCAGAGAAGACGGUAUCGUAGCAUGGCUAGAAAGGAAUAUCUGCGAUAAGGUUGUCCGUCAUUUUAGCAACUCUGAGAAUGUUUCCAGCGAUCCUCAUGUUCAGAUAUUCUCUCGUUCCUCGACGAUGAGAGUCGCUCGGGCGAUCUUGAGCCCACUUAUUGUGUUUUUACUACUGGCGCCAGUUGUGAUUUGCAACAUGAUUGAUAGUCAAUCAGCUAGAUUGGCCAUCAUGAUAAUAUCAACGGCUGGAUUUGUCUGUUGCAUGUCUCUGUUGACGAAUGCCAAAACGGUUGAGUUGGCUGUAGCUGGAGCAACUUAG
Fusarium mangiferae is the source of this 903-nucleotide messenger RNA. RefSeq lists its product as uncharacterized. The coding region runs from base 1 to 903 and encodes 300 amino acids. Lineage: Eukaryota; Fungi; Ascomycota; Sordariomycetes; Hypocreales; Nectriaceae. The transcript is spliced from 5 exons. The record is from RefSeq and is a predicted model, not a curated record.